Bombina bombina (fire-bellied toad) is the source of this 5507-nucleotide messenger RNA. It is a transcript of the gene ARRDC1, whose product is annotated as arrestin domain containing 1. Gene Ontology annotation, molecular function: ubiquitin-like ligase-substrate adaptor activity; ubiquitin protein ligase binding. Lineage: Eukaryota; Metazoa; Chordata; Amphibia; Anura; Bombinatoridae. The record is from RefSeq and is a predicted model, not a curated record. Gene Ontology annotation, cellular component: cytoplasm. The transcript has 8 exons. Gene Ontology annotation, biological process: protein transport. Bases 62 to 1345 code for a protein of 427 amino acids.
GCUGGGUGCUUGCGGUCUCGCAACCUCGUUCUCCAGUUCAGUGCUUGGUUCGGCCCCGGUCAUGGGGAAGGUGCAGAUUUUUCAGAUUAGCCUGCGGGACAGCAGAGUGGUGUACAGCCCGGGGGAGUCUUUAUGUGGUACGGUCACCGUCAGGACAACCGCCGCCUUACAGUAUAAGGCAAUCAAAGUCAGCUGUGUGGGGACUUGCGGAGUGUCUAACAAGGUGAACGACACGUCAUGGAAUGUAGAGGAAUCCUACUUCAACAGCACCUUCUCUUUGGCGGAUAAAGGGAUACUGCAGCCUGGAGACCAUAGUUUCCCUUUCCAGUUUAUCCUGCCAACUUCAGCUCCAACCUCAUUCGAGGGUCCAUUUGGGAAGGUGAUACAUCAGCUCCGAGCGGUCAUAGAAACUCGACGACUGUCUAAAGAUUACAAGAGCAAUUUGCCCUUUUACAUCCUGCGGCCUCUUGAUUUGAAUGAGAUCCCAGAAAUAGAGCAACUCAGCUGUGCUUCAGCCACAAAGAAAUUCAGCUACAAACUGGUGAAGUCUGGUCAGGUGAUGCUGAGCGUGACCUCUGACCUUCGUGGCUAUGUGGUGGGACAAGCUAUCCAGAUCCACACAGAGGUGGAGAACAAGUCUGGCAGGGACACGGGGGCUAUUGUGGCCUGUCUUAUCCAGAAAGUGGCUUACAAAUCAAAGCGCUGUGUGUAUGACCUCAGGACCAUCGCAGAAGUUGAGGGGGCCCCAGUGAAGGCUUGGAAACAUGCAGUGUGGAACGAGCAAAUCCUGGUGCCGGCACUACCGCAUUCCAUCUUGCAGGGCUGUAACCUUAUCCACAUAGACUAUUAUCUGCAGGUCACAGUGAAGAGUCCAGAGGUUUCGGUCACAUUGCCGAUAUACAUUGGAAAUAUCUCAGUGAAUCAGGCCAGGCUAGGCCCUCAACUUUCUUUACGCCACAUGCCCUCUGCAGUUGUCCCCAGUGCGCCCCCUGCAGACGAUGGGCCAAGCAGCAGCUCUCAGCCUAUGGACAAUGUAUCAAUUCCCACAAAGUGCCACUCUCAACAGCAACCACACGCCCCAUUUUGUUACGCUCCAGAGCUUAGCUUCCCAGAAUCCCAGAAUGAAGAGCCAGAAGUCCUUGGAUCUCCCUCUCACCCUACCUUAUGCUUGUCCACUGGAACUACUGUCCCUUACUUUGCAGAAGGAUCUGUGGUGCCGGUAGCCACAGCCAGCAGACUCAUUCUACCCCCAGAGUAUAGCAGUUGGGGAUAUCCCUAUGAUGCCCCUCCGUCUUAUGAGCAGAGCUGCAGCAGCACCGAUGUCCCCAAUGGAAACUCAACCUAAUUUUUUAAAAGGUUUUGGGCAGAUGGUCUGUACACUCCCCAUUUUUGGGGUGUGCCCAAAAGGACAAUUUUUUUGGGGGGUUUAUUUUGUCUGAUUGUCCUGCUUUUUUAUUUCUCCCUUUCACCUUUAAGAGCCUCUGCUAUUUAGGAUGUUACAGGCGGGGACUACACUAGAUAAUUACCACCUCGUGGAGAGGGACAGGAUCCCACCCAUAAUGACUUUGUGGCUCUUUCAUUUGCUUGUGAAGGGAAUAAUUUAUGUUUUUAUGCACCUAAGAUGCCUUAUUAAAAUUCUAAUUGUAUAUACAUGUGUAUAAAUAUAUCAAGGACACAGGACUGUGAUUCUGUGCUCCCAAAAAUCCAGUCUUAUGAAUGAAUGAGUUUGUUUUUCUCCUAUCUUGUCAUAUGAAGACUUUCUAUAGUUUGUAAACUAAAAUCUAUUCCAUUUAUUUUAAUUUAACACCUAUGUUGACCAGAUUUCCCUCUUGGCCGUGUGUUUUGCAAUCUCGGAAAACCUUUUUAAUAUAAUAUUUAAUGUUCGCUGUGUCACACCCCUGCACAUCUACUUAAAAGUAUAUAGUUUAAUGUUCAAACCAUAACAUCAAAUACAGACUUUUUUUUUAUUAUUAUUAAUUUUUUUUGUAUUGUAUAUUUGUUUCAUUGAUUAAAAUCCAUGUUUUCUUACUAUUUUUUUUUUUUUCUGCCCAGGGGUUUCACUUAACACUCCAAUAGAGAUCAUAUUUUAAUUAUUUAAAUGAUUAAAAAGAGAGAAUUGUAACGUUUACUGUGGUGUCUUUAGUUUGUAAAAUUUGCCCCCAUUACAUAUUUUGUAACCCUGUGAUGGUCAAUAAUCCUCAUGGUUUGUUUCAACCGGGUGCCAUAAUUGCACAAAAACACAACUUGACUAACAAGCUGAUACUGCCAUUUGUUUUCCCAUGAGCCUACGCUUGAACAAACUAUAUAGCCGUUACCGUCUGUUCAAAACCAAAUCAAGCUUCUCUCUGGCCAAAAACAAAUCCUCCCUUCUAGAAUGUGUUUUAUCCUGACCAUAACAUAUUGGGGGUCGGAUUUUUUUUUUAUUGUAAUAUUCACUCAUACACAUUCAGAAAGGGAUAGGUUUGAAGGCCAAGUAUUUCUACGUCUUUCACUAGGUUGGGAGCACUCCUGCUUACAAAUCCUUUUUUGUACUGUAUUGGACUAACCCAUAUGGCCUGUUUUUAAGACAUUUACUGGAAAAAUAUUGUCUGCAUUAUGGGAUUUUAAAACUCUCCCAAAAAAAUAGUUUUUGUAACCAGACUAAAUCUCAGGGAUAGUAGGCAUGACGGCAAUUCUAGACGUAUGUGGCAAACGCCAGCUAUGGUUAUUUAAAUGUUACAAACUAUUCAUCACAGGAUGGGGGUGUCUUUAUAAAACUCAGGAAAACAAAUGCACUUUAAUUGGUUAGGGCACCCACUGUAGCUUUAGUGAAUAAUCGCUUGAUCCUGGAAUCUAUUUCUGCAAAUACACAGAAAGGAAAACUCGCCCUUUUUAUCGCAGGUAAAUCUGGUGAAUUUGUUAAGCCAGCUCUCAUGUUUGCAUUUUGAAACAAAUAAUGGUUUAUGUUCUGAUUUUGAUGUAGAUAUUACUCCUGGCAAAUCUUAGUUAAAGGGAUACUAUACCCCAAAUUUCUUUUUCAUUAUUCAGAUAGAGCAUGCAAUUUUAAGCGAUUUUCUAAUUUACUCCUAUAAAUUUUUCUUUGUUUCUUUAUUUGAAAAAGCAGGAAUGAAAGCUUUCGAGCUGGCCUAUUUUUAAUCACUUAAAAUUGAUUCAUUUUAGGUGCUCUAUCGGAUUUAGUAUCCCUUUAAUGUGGUUUAUGAUUGAUUUCUAUUUCAUAUAGAAAAUGGAGAGUGAAACGGUAGUUCAUAUUGUUGCCUUAAAAUCUAAUUUUCAUCCCUUACUAUAUACUUCAAGCAUCACAUAUUAAAUAAAAGAUUAGGCAAGUUACUCAACUGAUGAAUUAAAUGAAUUGGUUCUGAGAUUUUUUUUUUUCUAUUAAAGGUUGAAAUUCUACCGCAUUAGUUUCAUUUUAUGAUUGGAUAUAUAACCUUUUCUGAUUGUAACGGGUAUAAAAUACCAGCACACCUAAUCUUUUAUUUAAGAAGUAUGAUUCCUUUUUCGGUAUGUUCUGACUUUGUUGUAUGAUACAUUAUCGAAAAAGCAAAUCCUUUAAUUUGCAGAUCCCCUGGAGGGUAAGGUACUGCAGAUUUUUGUAGCACAGGGAUUUCAAUUCUGGUUUUAAUACAGUAUAUAAUAGAACUAUGUCAUUUUGUUAAUUUGCUUUUCAAUAUGCUUAGAAAUUUAAAUUUCAGCUGGUAUUUGAUAUAAAGUGUUUAUAUUCUGUGUAUUCAAAGUAGUAAAGAAAAAAAAAAAAUAAUUUUAUGCAUAAUUUUAAACCUAAUAUAGAAGUAAUGGAACUUUUUUCUGUUCUAUAAAUCUUAGAUUCUUUAUUCAAGGUUCCAUUAUACAAUGUAAGAGUCACAUUACUGGAAAGUUAAACUUUAACUGUAAAGUAUUCGGAUCUCGGGUUAUAAGGUAUUUGGGAUACCGUAUAUCUGAUUAAGUAGUCCUACAGCUUAAAGAUGAAUGGAUAACGCUUAAAAUAUUCUUAUACAUAAAUCCAGUUGUUGUUAAAUGUGUCAGUGAAUCGGUUGUAUUCAUACAGUUGUCUCAUGGUAGCAGAACUGCCUUGGUCUAUAGGAAAGUAAAUUAUCGCUCUGUGUACGUCCGCAUGCUGCAUGGAGAAUGCAUUAGCACAGAGGUUCUGUAGGGCAGGUUUUAUUGCAGCAUGUGCAUGCCAGGCCGUGGGUGCAGUAAUCAUUAACCCCUCCCAUCCUUGAUGUUUUAUUAGAAUGAUGUCACCUGGAAGCUGUCAAUCCUACAAAUAGUAACUAAAAUGAUACCAUUUGCAGCGGCAAUAUUUUGCCUUUCUGUAUUGAUAGCACCUAAGAGGUAUACUUAAUCUUGUGAAUUCUGGGGUGCAAUCAGCUGGCAGUCGCAGGGUGGCACUGUGCUAUAUCAUCAGCUAUGUGCUCAGGGCAAUGCAUUACAUGUCUCUCUGCAAAGGACUAAAUAAUGGUGCGGCUUGGAACUAGUCAUUUCUUAUUGUCAUCAGUCUCUCACUAAAACUGCACUCCUUCACCUUAUAUGUCGUCUUCAUAAAAUACGGAGCAGCAUCCUCAUUCCAGUGUUGGAAAGUAAAAUCCAAAAAAUGAAGUGUCAAGGGCAUGAAAGGUAUUUUGUGCUCUGAAGACAGUGUUACUUUAUUUUUAUAGUCUUAAUUAGUGUUAACAAGUCCCUUUUUGUAAUGAAAAAAGGCAGUGUAUAUUGUUUGUUCUGUUCAGCACUUUGUGAGCAGUAAACCAAAUCCCACCAUGAUAAACCAUGUUAGGUGAGUGCAUCGGUGGCUGCACAAAUCCUGUAACUUUCAGCCUAAAUUUUAAAUGUUCAGAAUACUAUUUCUGGAUCUAGCUAUGACUUUUUAUACUAACAAUGAGUUUUGUAUAUUUAUUUUUUAUUGAAAUGCCUUUAACGUAACAGAAAUCUGCAUUUUAUCAAAUAAAAACAAACGCACAACAGCAGGUUGCCAGCUAUCAUUUUUUAAUGUGCAUUGAAGCCCCCUCUGGCAGUUAAUGGGUUAAAUGUAGGUCAGAAUAUUAGCAUAGUUUAUUCAUUUAUCACUGGAAGCUUUUAAUGCAUUUAUUUAUUUGUUAUGUUUAGUAUUGCUGCUUAGAAUGUUUAUAAAGCUUUGUUUAUGGUUUGAUUGGUGAGAUUUGUCAGUGAAUAUUUUUCUAAUCUACAUCUUUAUGUCCUGGUAAAAAGGGAAAUAUUUUGGUACUUGGCACUUGCUGAUGCUAGUGUACCAUGGUUUAUACAUUGUGACAAUAUUAAAUAACUAAAAUUUUGUUUUUUCUUUUUUUCUUUGUUUGUGUUUAGGUUUGUUUUUGGUUUGCUUUUUGCUUUGCAGUCCCUUUAAAAAUGAGGAAAAUCUAAACUGUGUGAAAGACUGAUUAAAACGUUCUUAUUGUUAUGACCUUUUUGUUUUGUUAUUUGCUUUUUGUCUUCAAUCCGACAAGUAUUUCUGUAAUCAAUUACUAUGUAUUUUAAUAAAUUAUUUACAAACCUUU